AUGGCAUCGUUGGCUGGUGCCGGUAUCCUGCAAAUGUCCAGUGCCCGUCGCUGCGCACGCCAAAAUCGGUGGCUUACCGUCGGACGAAUCUCAGACAGCAGCAUCGAACCCAGCGUGGACGACAACAAGAUGCCGGACGAUGUGUGGAAGUAUCUGGCCAAGGUCAACAAGACCCUUUGGCCGCUCCUGAUGCGUGUUGCGGAGGCCGAGGGCGCGGACCUGGGCGGCAACGCUGAUGCCUUCAGCCGGGCGGCCAUGGGCUUGGCGACCUGGCAGGACGAGCUGUCCCGCGGUACAAUCUGGAAGGAUGAGAAAGGGGCGAACUGGCCGGCUGAGAAGAACAUGCGAAGCCGAUGGCAAGAUUUGUUGAUCAGCAAGGGCCUGCCCCAGCUUGUUCGCAGGUAUCCGAAGCUGAUAGAUCCGCUCCUGGAAAGCCUUCUGGAAGCCCUGGAAGAAUACCACAACCAGAACAUGCAGCAGAAGCAAGACCAGCAGGGUGGUGGUGGUGGAGGAGGCUCGGGGCAGUCUCAGCAGCAGCCGCAGGCCGGGCAACAGGAGGAGGAGGGUGGGGGACAGGAUGAGGACAAGGAUGACGACAAGGAGGACAAGGAGGACGAGGAGGAGGAGGACGACGACGGGGAUGGAGACGAUGAGGAGGAGGACGAGGAAAAGCAGCAGCAGAAAGAGCGAGAGAACAGGGCGGAUCAGAUCCUGAGUCAAGUGGCAGAGCAGUGGGGAAAUGCGGCCAAUGCCAUCAAUGCUGCGGAUGAAGCCUUCGGGUCGGGUACAGGUUCCUCGAUGUCUGAUGGCUUCUCGCUGGGCAGUGGGGAGUGGCACGACUCGGUCUCGUGGAAAGAGCUCCAGCAGUUGGCGAAGAUCCUGCGGAAGAGCCCGGAGCUGAGGGAGCUGAUCCGCAAGCUGGGCCGGCGCAGCGCCGUGAGGGGACCGCUACACAAGCUCCCCGAGGAGAUCUUCAAGGAAGGAGCGCCCAAUGGUGUCAUCCGCUCGCCAGCGGCUCCUGCCGAAUCCAGCGGCGUCACCUUGUCAGGUACCUGGGACACCAUGCUGCCCAGCGAAGCACAGUUGCUGGCGGCCAAAGUACCGAUGCUCCGUUCGCUGCACCACUCGCGACGCAUCGAGCAGUCGCUUCUCUGCUACGACCGCAGCGCCUGGCUGGAAGAUUCCGCGAAGAUGUCGGGCAGGUCUGAGAUGCGACCUUUGGGCGAAGCCGGUCCGUUGAUCGUGUGUUUGGAUACCAGCGGCAGCAUGUGCGGGCAGCGGGAAGUGCUGAGCAAAGCCUUGGUCGUCGAAUGUGUCCGGCAGGCGCAUCGGCAACGGCGCCCCUGCUACCUCUACGCCUUCUCUGGCAUGGGGGACCUGAGAGAGCUAGAGUUGGACAUGUCGCAGGAUGGCCUGAGGAAGGUCUUGGACUUUCUGAGAAGCAGCUUCGGCGGCGGGACUUAUUUGGAGGAUGCCCUGCAUCAGACUGCCGAGAGACUGAAGGAUGAUAGCUGGCGCAACGCAGACCUGCUCAUCGUCACUGAUGGGCAGCUCGAUGUGCGAACGGGCGACGAGGAGCCCAUCUACCAGGCCCGGAGGGAGUUCGGCACCAAGGUGUUCGGCUUGGUCCUGGCGAACUCCGGCGGAGAUGCCAUGGAGCGACUCUGUGACGAGCUCUAUGUGACCGGGGACGUCAGAGACGGCUACUCUUCAGGCUCGUCGAACUUGGCCUUCCCCAAGCUGAAGCUUGUGACCAAGGGCAUCGAUGUGGCCCAGAAGCGCGGCGCGUCGCUGGCAUCCAGCUUGACAGAGGAGGGCUACAGCUUCGUCAGCUGCAGCGUGGAUGGCGAGGCCAACUCAAUUUUCUGGGACCGAAGCCGCUGGGAGAUGGUUGGAAAGGAGGAAGGGGCUGUCCUUUCGGUGUCCCUCCGGCCUCUGGAGGACCCAGCCGUGACGAUUCGAGCGCUUUGCUUCAAAGCAAAGGCGUGUCCGGAGCCCACCAGGUUCUUCAGCUCUACGGAUGAGCCCCUGCUCGUCUGCACGGACCUUUCCUGGUUGGGCGGCGUGCAAGCUGCCGGAAUCCUCGAAGAUCUCAUGGGCCUGCCCUCGGUCACGGAGGAGGUGCUGGGGACCGAGGUCGCCGCGCACAUGCCCGCCCCGCCUGGGCUGAGUCAGGACUGCGAGCUGGCGCCCGUGCGCUGCGCCACCGGAUUGAAUAGGCUGCGUUUCCCUGAUGCCGUCUUCUUCCACGAGAUGGCAGCCGUUGCGGCGCUCUCAGGCCACAGCGAGGGAUACAUGGCAUCCAUGCCACCUGAAGAUGUGGUGCAUCAGUUUCCCUGCUUUCGGCUUCCCAUCGUUGCAGCUUUCGACUGGCGCGCUGGCAGGGCCGGAAGUGACGAGGAGAGGGAGCUGCUGGACAUCGGCCUGCCACCGGGGCUCUUUUAG
Messenger RNA from Symbiodinium natans, 2445 nucleotides. The record is from the annotation of a GenBank genome assembly. Lineage: Eukaryota; Dinophyceae; Suessiales; Symbiodiniaceae.